Messenger RNA from Salvelinus fontinalis (brook trout), 1798 nucleotides. It is a transcript of the gene irf10, whose product is annotated as interferon regulatory factor 10. The record is from RefSeq and is a predicted model, not a curated record. The coding region runs from base 404 to 1573 and encodes 389 amino acids. Gene Ontology annotation, molecular function: RNA polymerase II cis-regulatory region sequence-specific DNA binding; protein binding; DNA-binding transcription factor activity, RNA polymerase II-specific. Gene Ontology annotation, cellular component: nucleus. The transcript has 8 exons. Gene Ontology annotation, biological process: regulation of transcription by RNA polymerase II; immune system process. Lineage: Eukaryota; Metazoa; Chordata; Actinopteri; Salmoniformes; Salmonidae.
UUACUUCACACCUCGCUUUCUUUUCACUGUAACUUCACACCUCCCUGCACUCUGAGAGCUACCCGAGCCUAUGGCAUGUAGGCCUACAAAUGGAGUCGGAAACUGAAAGUAUUCUAACAUUAGCCCACUUACUUUCAUUUUCGGCUUGAAAGGCAUCCAGCCACUCCAACAUUGCGUGGUGAUUACUUUCAUGGGCACGUUUAGCUAUAAUUUAACUAAAAUAAAUAGUUGAAAGAUUGAUAUCGCCUUCUUGAAACAAAUGCAUUUUGUUUGUGCCUGUUAGUCUACAGUAGUGUACAAAAAGGGAUCAUGUGAUUGUGAAUAGGCCUACUUGUGGUCUGUACAUCUCCAGUACUUUUGAAUAUUUUUUGUGGGAAGUAUUCAUUUAAAACGUAUUUUCAAGAUGGAGAAGGCAGGCACGAACAUGCAUCUGAGAGAGUGGCUGAUAGCGCAGGUAGACAGCGGAAAGUACGCAGGACUCACCUGGGAGAACCAGAACAAAACCAUGUUCAAGAUCCCAUGGAAACACGCGGCAAAGCAGGACUAUAAUUUGAAUGACGAUGCAGCACUUUUCAAGGCAUGGGCAGUGUAUAAGGGGAAGUACAGAGAGGGGAGGGACAAGGCAGACCCCACUUCCUGGAAGACUCGUCUCCGCUGUGCCCUCAACAAGAGCACAGACUUCCAGGAGGUCCCAGAGCGCAGCCAGCUGGACGUCUCCGAGCCCUACAAGGCCUACCGUAUCCAGGUAGUGACAGAGACAGGCAGAUACUCAGAAUCUCCAGAAACUGAGAGUCAGGUGAUAAUCCAGACCAGGAGCUCCAGUGCUCACCUGAGGAACACCAUCACACACCAUCCACAGUUUGGCUGCGAUAGGGAAUCAGAGGAAAGGGAUGGAAGAGUCAGCCACAGUGGGGGUUUGGACCAUGUAUACUACUCUUCCAACACAGGGACUCUCCAGAUGGACAGCUGUGCUCCCUUCUCCAUAUUCAGCCCCACACCACAGAUCUCUGACUUCCGUGUGCGGGUGUGUCUGUUCUACCAGGACCAGCUAGUAGUGGAUGUGACCACCAGCACCCCAGAUGGCUGUUUCAUUCUACAUGGUCAGGUGCCCCUGGGGAACGAGAGGAUCUAUGGCCCCUGCACAGCCCAACAGGUCCCCUUCCCCCCUCCAGGGGUCAUCCACCUGCCCCCCUGUAUCGCUGAGGCCAUGGGCCGCCUGCUGCCCCACUUGGAGAGGGGUGUCCUAGUGUGGGUGGCUCCAGAUGGGGUGUUUAUCAAGAGGUUCUGCCAGGGCAGGGUGUACUGGAGUGGCCCUCUGGCCCAGCACACAGACAGGCCCAACAAGCUGAACAGAGAGAGGACCUGCAAGCUGCUGAAUACACCUAUUUUUCUGAACGAGCUCCAGGACUUUCGCAAAGGGGCGGGACCCAAACCGCGCUACGAGAUUGACCUCUGCUUUGGCGAGGAGUUUCCCGAUGCCAGCCCCCUGAAAACAAGGAAGCUGAUCAUUGCACAGGUAGUGCCCCUGUUUGCUGUCAACCUACUGCAGAGGUGCCAGAGGUUGGGGCCAUAAGAGAGACCACGCCUUCACACACACGUCACCAAGGGGGAGGGUUAAAAGGGUCAGUCCCAACCCUCUCCCAGCACUGAUGAGACCAGGACCCAUCUCUGAGUAACCCCUUAGGAACACCCCCCCCCCCCCCCCCGGUACCCUCCUGUCCCAGUCUAGCCAGCCAUGAUGAGGGGUGAGUCGAGUCUCGAGACGCCCCCCAAAAAUAUCUGCGUUUGGCUGCCUGUG